AUUGACUCUUUUGAUUUCAUUUGAUUGUUUUGUUUUUUCUUCUUUUUUACAAUUUUCUCAAUUAAUUUAAUUGUUUAUCUGUGUGUUUGUUUGGUUUGAUUGCAAAUGAUUAAGAAUAACAUCAAUGUCUGAUCAUAUUGUUUUCUUUUGGUUGCUCGUUGCUGCUUCAUUUUUAUUCUUAAUCUUGGUCUAUCUUAUUCAUCAACAAUUUGUCGGAAUUUUAUCACCGACGGAUCAUAUCAUCAAAUAGAACUUUUUUUUCUCGAUAAUUCGCCUUCUCUUCUUAUUUAAUUUGGACCUUUUUCUACAUAUUAUAGUUAAUUAGAUGACUCGACAUGCGAGGAACAACACAGCCUCUGCCUGUUACACUUACCAUGAACGGCAAAGAGACACGGCGAACAGUGGGUAUGGAACAAUCCGAGAGCGAUUAGCUAAGGACUCAAUUGGUGAUUUCGAUGCUUGUUGUUUGACACUACAACCCUGUCGAAAUCCAGUUGUCACCCCAAAUGGAUAUUUAUUUGACAAAGAAGCCAUUUUGGAAUAUAUAAUCCAUAAGAAGGCUGAAAAUGCUCGGAAAUUGAAACAAUAUGAGAAGGAAAGGAAACGCCAAGAAAUGGAAAUGGCUGAACUUGCCGACGCCGAAGAGCAAACAAAGGCUGAGAAAUUCAUCAACAUGGAAAGAGGUUUAAUCAAUCCAAACAAAUCUAAUCCUAAAAGAGAUUUAAAUCAACCUGGAACAUCAGAAGAGAAAUCCGUUUCCAAUAUGGCCGCUGGUUUAGAGAAAAAGUUACCAAGCUUUUGGAUUCCAUCGUUAACACCCAAAGAUGAAGGUAAAGAAUCAGUUAAACCACCAGACACAACAAUUACCUGUCCAAUGAGCGGUAAACCAUUGAAAGCCAAGGAUCUAAUUCCAGUUAAAUUUAUUCCAGUUGACCCUAAUUUAACUCGAGAACAACUGAUCACCAAACAGGAGCGAUAUUUAUGUCCGGUAACUCGAGAUGUUCUCGGUAAUUCUGUUCCAUGUGCCGUUCUCAGAACAUCGGGAAGUGUUGUAACCAUGGAUUGUAUUGUGAAAAUUAUUCGAAAAGAUAUGAUUGAUCCAACCAAUGGAAAACCUCUUAAGGAUAAAGAUAUUAUUCCACUUCAAAGAGGCGGAACUGGUUAUUCGAGUACAAAUAAUCUCGAAUCGAAGAUCCAAAAGCCCGUAAUGCAAGCAUAGAUUGUACACCAACAUUUCGUCCUCAAUUGUAAAUCAUUUGAAAAUCUCCUAAAACACAAAACAAUUAAACUGAGAUUGGAACGAUAAUCCAAUCUUGUUAAUCCUCAACCAUUUCAAUACUCGAUGUAAUAUUGAACAACUUCCGGAUAAUUAUUAGAAUACAUGAAUUGAUAGUUAUUAAUUUUAUUCAGAAUAUUAUUAUUUCAGAUUGUUAAUUACAUGGAAUCACAAUUA
This is a messenger RNA of Panonychus citri (citrus red mite), 1453 nucleotides long. Its product is annotated as nitric oxide synthase-interacting protein homolog. The record is from RefSeq and is a predicted model, not a curated record. The coding region runs from base 326 to 1219 and encodes 297 amino acids. Lineage: Eukaryota; Metazoa; Arthropoda; Arachnida; Trombidiformes; Tetranychidae. Gene Ontology annotation, cellular component: nucleus. The transcript has 4 exons. Gene Ontology annotation, molecular function: ubiquitin protein ligase activity.